AUGGACGGUCUACUUUUAGAUACCGAGCAAGUGUAUAAAAAAAUGAUAACUCAGCUCUGUGCAAACUAUGGACACAAGUACACUGAUGAACUGAUGAUGAAGGUUCUUGGAGGAACUGAGCAAAGAUUGUCCGAGAUCUUAUGCAAGGAGCUAAAGCUUCCUGUAACACCACACGAAUUCAGAGACCAGUUGUUGAAACUUGGUGACACAAUGCUUGCAGGAACACCGUUACUUGAUGGGGCCGAAAGAUUAAUUCGUCACCUGCACAAAACUAGAGUUCCGUUCGCUCUAGCAACAUCUUCCAGUGCGCGUUCAGUAGAAACAAAGAUAGCUAGUCAUAAAGAGCUUUUCAGCUUGUUCAACCACAUGGUUAUGGGGAGCAGUGAUAAGGAAGUUAAAUUUGGAAAGCCACAUCCAGAUAUAUUUCUUGUGGCUGCUUCAAGAUUCCCUGAUAAACCUGACCCUUCUAAGUGCUUAGUGUUUGAAGAUUCGCCACACGGUGUCACUGCUGGCAUCGAAGCCGGUAUGCAAGUGGUGAUGGUGCCAGACCCCCACCUUGACAAGCAGUUCACCAAACAUGCUACAAUAGUGCUUCCAUCUCUAGCUAAGUUCCAACCAGAACUAUUCGGAUUACCAGCGUUCCAU
This is a messenger RNA of Iphiclides podalirius (scarce swallowtail), 645 nucleotides long. The record is from the annotation of a GenBank genome assembly. Lineage: Eukaryota; Metazoa; Arthropoda; Insecta; Lepidoptera; Papilionidae.